AAGGAAAGAGGGGUGGGCAGUCUAAAAGUAGUUAGGAUGGUGGUCUUUCUGUUAGGAAAGUGUUGAGAGUUACCACCAACGCCAUGAGACUAGUGCAUCGAUUCUUUGGAUUUACAAGAUCUACACGAAAAACCUCAAAAGUUCACAGGGAACACUAGAGAACUGAUAUCGGAAGCGGUCUUGCUGUUUUUGUGUCCUGGAUCAAGCUCUGAGACAAAGGCCCGGCGAGAAACGCAAGAGACUGCAGGAAAUACCCUGAGGACACCAGCAUCUUCUUUUUGCACGAGUAGACUGAAGGAUACCGACAGUUCAAUCUGUUCAUCUGAAAUUUUGGCCCUCAAGUUUUGAGCUUAAUUCGUAUGCUCUUUCGUAUAUAAUACAUGUAUUGAGGCCUGACUUGAAGUUGAAGGCGACUUGUUUGUUGUCCAACGCAUGGGGAGCCUGUUCAGCAUUCAUCGGUGCUGUGGGAGUAUGGUUUUAAGUGCCCUGCUGGAGUGGAUCGCUUUUAUAAAUAGAAGUACUAAAUUAAUUGGCCGUUAUUAUGCAGAGUAAAGUACUUGCCUUCAUGAUAAUACUUACAUCUGGAGCAUGGUGUGCACCUGUGAACGACACACAGGGAUGUGACAUCAAUCACACCGAUGCCAUCUCCAGCCUGGAUUCCAUUCUGAUUAAGUUCACCACGACAGGCAAAGAGUGUGACUUUGGAGUGACGGACACCAACAGCGACUCAAAAAUCACAGAUUGUCAUAAAAGUCUGGGAUCUGAAUAUGAGAAUCGAUGUGAGCUUCAAAGUUUAGAGCCUGGGACCACUUAUCAUCUCAGAAUAGAAUCCAAGACAGAUGGAGCACAAGCGAAUGUGUCAUUUUCCACAAGUCCCUCUGCAGUUGAGGGCCUCAAGGUGUCUCAAUCCUCUGGAAGCCUGGAUGUUUCCUGGUGGCUAGGCCCAGGCAGGGUUGAUGGCAUUCGGGUACUGCUCAUCGAUGGGCAGAACGCCACUUGGAAUGAAACCCUGGAGACCACAGCAACGUCCUACAGAUUCAUAGGACUGAUACCAGGACGCCGGUAUAAUAUCACCGCGGUGACAGAGGCAGGGGGCCAGAGAACGCUGUUCUCUAUGCCUACUCAGACAGUACCUGCCAUGGUCACCAACCUGAGGCUGGAGAGCAGUGGCCUUGAGGACAGUUUGACGGCCUCGUGGGAGCGCCCAGCAGGGGAUUUAGACGGUUACCUGCUGGCCCUGUCUGCCGGCGGGUCUGUCCUCCAGGAGAGGGGCCUCCCCUCCGACGCCACCGAGGCCCUCUUCCAGCAGCUCACCCCAGGCCAGGCCUACAGCCUCUCAGUGUCCACCACCAGCGGAGGGCUCUCCAACCAAACCAGCAUCCUCGGACAGACAACGCCAGCCGGGGUGUCUGAGCUGGCUUUGGGGAGCCUGGCCGACUGCAGUGGUCUGAAGCUGACGUGGGUGCCCCCUGCUGGCGUAUGGGAGCGCUACCGCGUGCUGCUGCUGAAGGGCUCGGAGGUCAUGGUGAACACGACGGUGGAGAAGACAGCAAGGGAGCUCAGCCUGAGUGACCUGGGCCUGGGCCCUGGGAGUGCAGACAGGGUGGCGGUGAUAGUGGAGAGUGGGGACCUCGCCACGGCCAAAUACUGUGAUGGAACAGCCCCUGGUCCCGUCUCUGACCUGCACAUCCGUCACGUGGACGAGACGUCGAUCAGCGCCCUCUGGAGCCACACCCCCGGCCCCAGCCCUCGGAGCGAGUACAAGGUGGAGCUGCUCCACGGCAACACCACCCAGGGGGAGAGGAAAUUGGACGCGGAUAUGAGGGAGUGCACCUUUAAUGUGCUCACCCCUGGACGCUCGUACCAGAUCAACGUGCGGACCGUGAGCGGGGCCCUUUGCAGCUCCGCCUCAGUGACUGGGAGGACGCCUCCUCUGGAAGCGCGUGGCCUGAGCUUGAGUAACCGCGGCGGCGGCAGCGGCACCGACUCUCUGCUGGCCACCUGGACCCUGGCCCUGGGCGACCUGGACUCCUACCGUCUGCUGCUUUCCCACGGCGCCCAGCUGGUCCUGAACGAGAGCGUCCCGGCCAACGCCACCUCCCACCGGCUCAGGGGCCUGACCCCCGGCGCCCCCUACAGGCUGCAGCUCGUCACCCUCAGCGGAGGCCUGGCCUCUAAACCCGCCCUGGCCGAGGGGCGCACAGUGCCCGCUGCCGUUGGCGAUGUCACGGUGAGCAAUAACGGUCGGCCAGACUUCCUCAGCGUAUCAUGGAAACCAGCAUUAGGAGAUGUUGACAGCUACCAGGUACUGCUGAAAUACCGCGAAACAACUGUGCACAGCCUGGUCCUUUCCAAAAGCAGUCAUGAGUGUGUCUUCAACUCCCUGGUGUCGGGCCGGCUGUACACCAUCUCCGUCUCAACGCGCAGUGGCAGCUUUGACAACAUCACCGUAGUUCAGGAGCGGACGCAACCUUCAAGUGUUCAGAACCCAACAGUCACCCACUCCGCUCGCGACAACUUCCUGAAGGUAUACUGGCCCCAUGCUGCGGGAGACUACGAUGGCUACCAGGUGGUCAUCAAGCACAGCAACACGGUCCAGGAGGAGAAGAAACUGAACCGCUCCCAGAACGAGUGCAGUUUCAACUCCCUGGUCUCAGGGCGCUCAUACACAGUCACGGUGGCUACCUGGAGUGGAAACUACGAAAGCAGCGUGUCCACCGACGGAAGGACAUUGCCUGCGGCAGUGCAGUCGUUAGCCCUGGCUGGAAGCAGCAGUGGGGAGCUGUGGGUGACCUGGUCUCCUGCGCUGGGGGAUGUAGACCACUAUGAGGUGCAGCUGCUGUUCAACGACACCCAGGUGUUUCAUCCAGACAAGCUGGGCAGCGACACACACGACCACCGAUUCUCCACUCUCACCCCCGGGCGCCUUUAUAAGAUUGUGGUGUCUACGUUCAGCGGUGACUUCCAGCGUCCUCAACGAAUUCAGGGACGCACAGUGCCCAGCCAGGUGCAAAGCCUCCAGGUGAUGCCAGGGAGCCACAGCGGGUCCCUGAGGGCCGCCUGGGCCCCCGGGGAGGGGGACGUGGACUCGUACACCAUCGCUCUGACGCUGGGAGGUCAGGUGCAGGCCUGGAGGGAACUGCCCAAACAGGUGACGGAGACGGAGUUCCAGAACCUUCUGCCCGGCCAACUGUACAACAUCACGGUGCAGUCUGUCAGCGGAGCGCUGGUUAAUAACAGGACCAGCAGCGGAAGGACCGUCCCGUCUACGGUGACUGCCCUGCAGGCGGACAGGGAGCACACCACCCACAGCUUGACUGUGACGUGGGAGCACCCCACGGGCGUGUACGACGGCUACGUCCUCCAGCUGCUGGACGAGAACAGCGCCGUGGUGACCAACGCCACGCUGCCCGCCGCCAGCUCGAGUCACCUAGUGCCGGGCCUCACGCCGGGCCGCUGGUACCGCGUGCGUCUGCAGACACUCAGCGGGGACACACAGAGCCCUGACGCCAUCGCAGAGGGACAGACACGUCCGGCGGCGGUGAACGGUCUGGCCGUGAGGACCAACACCACUAGGGAGCUGAGCUUCCGCUGGAGCGGCUCCGAGGGCCACGUGGACAGCUACGGCCUCUACCUGUACCGGGAGGACGAGACACUGCAGGACCACAGCAAGGUGGGGCCCGGGGCCCGUGGCUGCACCUUCAGGGGCCUGCAGCCCGGCACGCUCUAUAAGAUCGUGGUGCUGAGCCGAAGCCGGGACAUGACCAACGACUCCUCCAUCUGGGCCCGCACUGUGCCAUCUCCAGUACUGGGCCUGCAGGCAAGGCAUCAGGAGCAGACAGACAGCCUGCACGUGAGCUGGCGGCGUGGGCCGGGAGAACUAAGCGAGCUCCUGGUCUCGCUCUACGGACCGGACGGCACCCAGCAGGCCGAGCAGCGCCUGGGACGGGAGCAGACCGAGCACGUCUUCCAGGGCCUGUUGCCAGGACGACUGUACAACGCCGUGGUGACCUCGCACAGCGGGGAGUUGAGCAACGCGGUGACGGUCGCCGGACGAACAGUCCCGCUGCCUCCAACAUCGCUCCGCUCCAAAUACAUGGACGUCAACAGCACCGUGGAGAUGACCUGGUCGCCCCCGGCGAUGGGCGACUUUGACGACUUUGAGCUGCAGUGGCAGCCUCGUGACCGGCUGUCUGUGCAGAGCGUGAGCACCGUCCAGCGCGCCCUGAGCGGGCUCUACCCCGGCCGCCUGUACAACUUCACCCUGCGCACCGUCAGCGGUAGCGGGGUCACCGGUGGACCCGUGGCUUACAGCCCGACCGCCCUCAUCCCCGUCAGAACCGCUCCAGGGCAGGUGCUGCACAUGCACUGCCGGCCCCAGAGCUCCACGGCGGUGUCCUGCUCCUGGACGCCGCCGGAGGCCGACCACGACGGUUACGAGGUGGACUGCCGGCGCGAAGACACCGGCGAGCGGGUGUACUCCAUGGUGCUCGAGCGAGACGCCACGCAGCACCAGAUCCAGAAGCUGGACCCCCACCGCCACUACGCCGUCUCCGUUCGCGCCAAGGCGGGGGGCCUGAGCAGCCCGCCGGCUAAAGGGAGCGCCGGCACCAUGAUUGACCGUCCCCCGGAGCCUUCGGAGAGCGUGCGCGUGAACGAGCGAGCCGCACGCGUCACCCAGUCCACCAUCUUCUUCAAGUUCAACUGCAGCUGGUUCAGCGACGUUAACGGGGCGGUGCGCCUCUUCACGAUCAUCGUUGCCGAGUCUGACGACAGUGAACUCUUUCAACCGGAGAGGAAACACCCGCUGCCCUCGUACCUGGACUACAAGAUGAACAGCUCAGUCCGGGCGUACCAGACCAACUACUUCUCUAGCCACUGCGCUGACAGCCCCGACACGGCCGGCAAGGUCUUUGAGAUCAACCUGGGAGCCGAGAUGGACACCUUAGGGGGCGCGUGCGAACUGGACCUCGAUAAGAGACACUACCUCAACACCUUCUGCGAUGGGCCUCUCAAGGCCAAGACUGCAUACAGGCUGAGCAUUAGAGCUUUUACACAGCUGUUCGAGGACAACCAGAAGGAGCCUCUCUUUACAGACACUUAUCUGUCUCUGCCCAUCAUGACCCAGCGAGAGCCUUUAGGCGGGAUCAUCGAGGGGCUCAGCGCAGGCAUGUUCCUGACGGGCAUGAUGAUUGCCGUCAUCGCUCUGCUCAUCUACAGGCAGCGAGUCCGCAAAGUAGCGGUGCAGGAAGGGCCUGUGGUCAGGAUGAGUAUGUGGAAAGAGGUGCCAGCCUCAGGGAUCUACAUGGGCGUCCGGAGCAAUCGCCGAGUGACGAGCCCUGUGAAAGCAUCUCACUUUGAGACCCACCUCUCCAAGCUGUUGGCCGACUCUAAUUACCUACUCUCAGAAGAGUUUGAGGACCUGAAAGAUGUGGGGCGAAACCAGCCUCUGGAUGCAGCCCGCUUACCAGAGAACCGUGGCAAGAAUCGAUACAACAAUAUACUACCCUACGACUCCACCAGGGUGAAGCUGUCCUACUUGGAAGACGACCCUUCUUCAGACUUCAUCAACGCCAGCUACAUCCCAGGUCAUAAUUUCCGGCGGGAGUACAUCGCCACGCAGGGGCCGCUCCCGGGUACCAAGGAGGACUUCUGGAGGAUGGUGUGGGAGCAGAAUGUGCACAACAUCGUCAUGGUUACGCAGUGUGUGGAGAAAGGCCGGGUGAAGUGUGACCACUACUGGCCCCAGAACAGAGAGCCGCUGUACUACGGGGAUCUGGUGGUGCAGGUCCUCUCUGAGUCGGUGCUUCCAGAGUGGACCAUCCGUGAGUUCAAGAUCUGCUACGAAGGCCAGCUGGCAUACCCUCGGGUGGUGCGCCACUUCCACUACACGGUCUGGCCUGACCACGGCGUGCCCGAGACCACCCAGUCCCUCAUCCAGUACGUGCGGACCGUGCGAGACUACAUCGAUCGAGUGCCCACCUCUGGGCCCACCGUAGUGCACUGCAGUGCUGGAGUGGGGCGGACGGGCACCUUCAUCGCUCUGGACCGGGCCCUGCAGCAGCUGGACAGCCGUGGGACGGUGGACAUUUACGGCUGCGUCUUCGACCUCCGCCUCCACCGCUCGCACAUGGUCCAAACUGAGUGCCAGUAUGCGUUCCUGCACCAGUGUGUGCGUGACGUCCUUCGCGCCAGGAAGCUGCGCUGCGAGCAGGAGAACCCUCUCUACCCCAUCUAUGAGAACUUCAACCCAGACUACUACAGAGACAUUAUAUACACUGGACACUAAAGGGUGCAAAGGUCUCCGACAUCUUGCUGGAUUUUUUCCCCAGUUAUAUUCAUGGCUGGCAUACUACAGGGAAAUAGCAUUUAUUUUUGUAAGCUAUAUGGUGUUCAUUGGUUCUCAACAAACUUCUCAAGUUUAUUUUUUUUUCUAAAUCUAUAUUUAAAUGUUACAAAACAUUGUGUAUAUAUAAACUAUUUAUACUUACUUCUACAUCAAAACAUCUGUAUGCUGAGUCAAGUUGACUGUUUGCACCUAAUGAUGUUGGAGUUUCCAAGUAAUGAUUAAGCUCAAAUAUAACCCCAUUCCAACAUACUUACCAAAACAUAAAUGAACAUGCAAAAAUAAGUGAUUUUAUGUAGGUAUAUGCCUGAAAUAAGCAAGUUGUGUGUCAGAAAAACAAACAAAGUUGUGUCUGUAGACUGAGAUAUUCAUAUGAGAGACUCAGCCACUGAGGCACUCUGGAGAGCGUUUGAUUGCUAUUGUCUUAGCAGAAGUCAUUGUGGAGCCUGUUAGAGUGCUAUUGAAACUGUCAAGUGUAGCAGAGCGCUUGCUCUAAGUGCAGCCUUUGACGACGCUGCCUAGAGAAAAUUACUCCUUUGUUUUUACUCAACCUAUCAUCAGACACUUCCUAUUGGACUUGUUGAUGAGGAGUUGUGUAUUACCAGAGUAUCUGUGUAGCUGUGAGUGUGUGUGUGUGUGUGUGUGUGUGUGUGUGUGUGUGUGUGUUAUUGCUACCUCCUCUAGCGGUUCAUUCAGUGGCUUGUAGCAGUACCAUUGCCUUCAGCACAUUAUCCAUGCCCCUGAGACAGCAGUGGAGAAAAACAAAUACUGAAACUGACACGAAUACAAAAGAAUUCAUCAAAUUAAAUAUAUAUUUAUCUCCUCGAAAUUUGAAUUAAAGGUGCAGUGUGUCGGAUAUAGUGGCAUCUAGCAAUGAGUUUACAUAGUGCAACCAAUUGAAUAUCCCCCUUCCUUCCCUAUGCAAGCGUGUAGGAGAAUGUACAGUGUCUGUCAGGUGCCAGUAGCUACAUCCAAAAUGAUGUCAUCGUCUAUGACCGCGUUGAAUAGCCAUACUAUGUCAAGUGAUGAGGAUACUUUAGAUAAAUAUUUACAAAUUGUAUUAAGUUAUUUAGUCUGUAAAACAGUAAGGUCAGGUGAAUAAGGAGAAUAAGGUCAUAGCUUCCACGCACUGUAAAUUGUGAAGUUUGGCUAUGUUAGUUGAUGGCUGACAUGAGCACUAAAGCUUUUUUGUUUAACGUCACACUUUUAUUGGAUAUAAUUGUCAACAGUUGUGGGCUGAUCUAGGUAACAUCACUGGGUCUAGUUCUAGUUUUGGUGCAUAAAUUAAAUUCAUUUAUUAUUUUUUCAACAUUGACACAGGGAAAAAGGUUACUUGUGUUGGUAACUAUGCGCAUGGUCAUGAUCUAGCUAAAGCUAUCAAACAAUAAAUUGCGUUCAGAUUGGUAGGCGGGCAACUUUGACGUCACACUGAAAACAUUUGUCCCUCAUCAGCGAUUUCCAUCGGGGAAAGGUCACACCAGUCUAUCCUUAUUUUCUGCUGUCGUUUGUGGCUAACGAAAACACGACGACUUGAAUUUCCAGGUGAUACACUAAUAUGCAUACGGUAUUCCAUUUCUGCUAAUAGAUCCCCCAAAAUCCCACACACUGCACCUUUAAAUGUCAAAACGCUGACCUACCAGAAGACCCUCCCUAGGCGUAGAAACUGUCCUUUUCAUAUUUGAGGUCUGACAUUUCUGAUCAGAUCCUCAGAUCCCAGAGGAAAUCCUGGCGUCUGGCUGGCUGAAGGCUGUUGUGUUGUCAUUACCUGAACCGAACAGCUGAAUUUAAUCUAAAAAGAUAACAUCUGUUGGAGGUGUUUUCCUGUAUUCAAACCUUCAGGAUUUUGCCCUGUCACUACACCCCACCCCCACCACCACCACCACCACCACCCCCAACCCGCUUACCAAGGGACCCUAAAUCAAUUCUUCCCUUCUCGAUUGGCAUUACAAUUCAGUAAUUGGCUGUUGUGAGGCUCUUUUAUUGCUCACAGCAGAAUAUUGACUCUUUCACAGAGGUCAGAAAUGCCCCUGGUCUUCACUGCCUUGCCAGAAAUAAGGUCUCCAUGUGCAGAUGCAGACACACACACACACACACAGGGUUCAGGAGUCAGUGUAAAACAGAUUAGUUGUGAGCACAGCAAGCACCCACUAAAAAUCUUUGAUGCUGCCCUCCACAGCAGGACCAAUGAGCCGGUGCAAUGCUGUGGCCCUGGGUCACUAUAGCACCCUCCCUUUCUCCAUGGUGCACUCCUUGUUUGUUUGUUUGUUUAUUUGUUUGCUUGCUUCAUCAAAACACCUGACCUCCCUCCCUCCUGAACCCUGCCUGCCCCCCCCCCCCCCAAACGUGUACCAACAUGUAUAAAGAAACCAACACUGUAGUUUAGCUCAUAGCAGAGCAGAAGGCAAAGGAAAUAUGUACCCUUCCUUGGAAUGUUUCCCCACACCCUUUGAUGAGGGUGUCAGAUUUGUUGACCUUCUGAAUGUAAGAUUGUAUAGAUGUCUUUAUCAGUCAGUAUCUUUAAGUAUGCACUUGACUGGACACUCUACUCAUCAAAGAGAUCUAGUCAGGAGUGAUGCAAUAAAAAAGUGUCUGUCUUACAGGUCAAAGAUGCAAUAUAGGAAUGUCUGUUUUCCAGGCGAAAGGUGAUCUUGAAAAUAAAUCUAUACGUAAGACUGACUAAUCAUUGGACUUAUAGGUUUCAUUCCACUGAUUUGACUGGGAACCCUGUCUUAAACCCUUAAACACAGAGGGAGGCUGUUGAUAGAGUCGAUAGUGUUAGAUAGAGUUGAUGGGUUUUACUUUGCAUGAGAAAGACGACUUAUUAUCAUUGCUAUAUAUCUGUAUUAUUUAUUAUUCAUAUUAAACAUGAAUCUUAUCCGCUUGCAAGUGAGAUGUAAUAAGAAAUUCUUGGUUUUCAUCACAAUUUUCAUUUUCAAUAGGAUGCCUCAACUCAUGAGGAGUAGUUUGUUUGUUUCCCGUUUGGUUCAUGUUUAUUUAUUGAUUUUGUGGCAUUUGUUUUUUUAAACAUUCAUAAACAGUUAUAAUAACAUAACAUAAUAAAUAAGUUAUAUUAUGUGUCAGCUCAUCUAACCUCUGUUUUAUAUGCUGAAUUUGUUCUAUGCUCAUCAUACCAGUAUUCCAAUUAAAACUCAUGGCCUAUGAAAGUCCUUAUAAUGUGAUGAUGAAACUAUUAUACAGUUAGGUAAAUUGUUCAUAUUGUUUAGUUUUUGAAAGAAAAAAUAAUAGUAUACACUGGAUUGAACUAAUUGGAUUGUACAUAUUUAAUUAAACUUGGUGUUUUAUACAUAUGAAGUCUGCACCCAGCUUGUGCUCAUCAUCUAUAAUGUAUAUGUGUAUGUAUAUCUAUGCUUAUGUUCAAGAGUGAGGAGAAUAUAUGCUGGCCACUGUGACAAAGUGGAAAUACCACACAUGUCAUUUUAUACCCCAAACAUGAUUCAUAUGCUGUCAUGAAAGAAAUGUCAAGAAAAUAGUUUUAUGUCCUCUGGAUGUGUUUUGUUUAAUGCUGUUCAUGUUGUUGUUUUUUUUUUUAUUUCUUCAACCGUAAUAGUCACUGCCAUGCAUUGAGAUGAUGUGCCGUUUGAUAGAUACCAUUGCUGGAGAUCAGUGAAGGAUGGCCAGAUUCAAGGGACCUGGCAGCUUGAUCAAUCUGUGUGCACUGAUCUUGUGACUUUUUAUUUUUUCUCUCUCUCUCGAAAAUUCUAGAUCAGAUGGUAUUUCCUUCUGCUGAUGUUGUGAAUUAAAUAAAUCAUUUGGAGUUCAGUUCAAUUACAUGUGACAGUAGAAGUGAUGCCUUAGCCCCCAAAACUGCUGUAGGCUUUUUGAAUGUGUUUAAGAGGAAUGUAAUUUUUCCAAAAUUCAAAAUGAUGUACUAAAAAGAAAUUCUGACAUGCUGACUUCCUCAAUAAAGCGAUCAUGCCCAACUAUAAAAAA
This is a messenger RNA of Clupea harengus (Atlantic herring), 10297 nucleotides long. RefSeq names its product protein tyrosine phosphatase receptor type b (gene ptprb). The record is from RefSeq and is a predicted model, not a curated record. Gene Ontology annotation, biological process: angiogenesis; peptidyl-tyrosine dephosphorylation involved in inactivation of protein kinase activity. Gene Ontology annotation, cellular component: signaling receptor complex. Lineage: Eukaryota; Metazoa; Chordata; Actinopteri; Clupeiformes; Clupeidae. Gene Ontology annotation, molecular function: protein tyrosine phosphatase activity; cadherin binding.